Molecule: messenger RNA, 1371 nt
Organism: Miscanthus lutarioriparius
Lineage: Eukaryota; Viridiplantae; Streptophyta; Magnoliopsida; Poales; Poaceae
Source: the annotation of a GenBank genome assembly
AUGGACAUGGGGAGGCGCCUUUGGCUGGCCCGCGUGCCAGCAGUGGCGACGACGAUGGUGGUCAUGCUGUCGCUGAGCUCGUCCUUGUGCGUGUCGGCGGCGGCGAGGGCGGGCGCCGGGACGGCUGGCGCUGUGGCGGAGCAGCAGCGGCACCCGGUGGUGCUGAUCCCGGGCGCGGGCGGCAACCAGCUGGAGGCGCGGCUGACGGAGGACUACAAGCCGUCCAGCCUGGUUUGCCGGGUGUGGCCACUCGUGCGCGGCCGCGGCGGCUGGUUCCGCCUCUGGUUCGACCCCUCCGUGCUGGUCGCGCCGCUCACCAGGUGCUUCGCCGAGCGGAUGACGCUCUCCUACGACGCCGACGCCGACGACUACCGCAACGCGCCCGGCGUCGAGACCAGGGUCUCCGACUUCGGCUCCACCUCCACCCUCCGCUACCUCGACCCCAACCUCAAGCUCCUGACGGGGUACAUGAACACUCUGGCGACCACGCUGGAGGAGAAGGCCGGCUACGAGGAGGGCCGCGACCUGUUCGGCGCGCCGUACGACUUCCGGUACGGGCUGGCCGGGCCGGGGCACCCGUCGCAGGUGGGCAGCGGGUACCUGCAGCGGCUCAGGCUGCUGGUGGAGUCGGCGUGCGCGGCCAACGGCGGGCGGCCCGCGAUCCUGGUGGCGCACAGCCUGGGCGGCCUGUUCGCGCUGCAGCUGCUGGCGCGCAGCCCGCCGCAGUGGCGCGCGGCGCACGUGCGGCGCCUCGUAACGCUCUCCACGCCGUGGGGCGGGUCGGUGCAGGAGAUGCUCACCUUUGCCUCCGGCAACACGCUCGGGGUGCCCUUCGUCGACGCGUCCCUCAUCCGCGACGAGCAGCGGACCGCCGAGAGCAACCUGUGGCUGCUGCCGACGCCCAAGGUGUUCGGCAACACCACGCUGGUGGUGUCGCGGAGCCACAACCGCUCCUACUCCGCCAAGAACAUGACGCAGUUCCUCCGGGACAUCGGCUUCGAGGAAGGCGUGGAGCCGUACCGCGCGCGGAUACGCCCGCUCGUCGAGGCCCUGCCGGAGCCCGGCGUGCCCGUCACGUGCCUGGUGGGCACCGGCGUCGACACGGUGGAGAGCCUCGUGUACGGCGACGGCGGCUUCGACGAGGACCCCGACGAGGUGGUCUACGGCGACGGGGACGGGACGGUGAACCUGGCCAGCCUUGUGGGCCCGAUCAAGGCGUGGUCCGACUCGCCCACGCAGGUCGUCGAGGUGGUGGAGCUGCCCAGGGUGUCGCACUCCGGCAUGCUCAACGACAAGAGCGCGCUGGAGCAGAUCAUCAGGAUCGUCGAUUCUAUCAACUUCAACGCCACGAGCUAUUAUCAGUCCUCUUAG